Molecule: messenger RNA, 1327 nt
Organism: Notechis scutatus (mainland tiger snake)
Lineage: Eukaryota; Metazoa; Chordata; Lepidosauria; Squamata; Elapidae
Source: RefSeq, a predicted model, not a curated record
ACUCCAGCAUUGGCUUUUAAAAAAUAUGUCGCCUUUCUUCGAAUACUUCGCCUGCCUCUUGCUGUAUCUGCCGUUUACACAGGCAGCUUUGACCGUCACAGUCCCCGAAGGCCCAGUCCAAGCCAAACCGGGUUCUGAUGUCCUGCUGCCUUGUUACUUUGAGGACUCUUCUGGUCACAUAGAUCCCAAACGCCUGGCUGUGAUAUGGAGUGUGGGUACAAGAGAUAUUGCUAAGUAUGAAGAUAAGUUAGAAAUCUUUCACCCGGGGGCAAAGAUGUCUUCUGAAGGACUGCUGCGGGGAAACGCCAGCAUCUUGCUUCCAAAUGUUCAGGAUGCAGAUGGCACCACUUAUACUUGCUUUGUUAUCCACAGCCCUGACAGUGAAAAGAAGUUAAUAGAGUUGAGAGUGGAAGCUGCCCCACUUGUUAAACUUGGCUCCACAACAGUGCAGUUGACCAAGCCAAGCACGGUUGCAUGUAUAGCAACAGAUUUCUAUCCUGGCAAUAUAUCCAUGACGUGGUUCCGAAAUGAUAGGAUUGUGCAAGGCCCCGAAUGGCCUCCUGCUCAGCCCAGCACUGGCCAAUUGUUCAGAGCAGAAAGCCUCUUGAAGCUCACACCAGAAUUUUCGGAUGCCAACGCCAACUACUCUUGCCAAAUCCAUCACCAAGCACGCGAAGGGCCAGAGGUACUAAAAUUCCAGCUUCACUUGCAAGCUCAGCCUAUCCUUCAGCUCACCACAAUGCCACAGGGGGAGAAAUUUGUUGUAGCCGUGUGCAACCUGAGCAAAUUUUAUCCCUCUCAAAUCAAUGUUCAGUGGUUGCAAAACGGAGUGCCACAAGAGCAAAUAAAGUCGGAGGUCCACUGCAUGCAGAACAUGAUGUUUUCCAUCAACAGUGUCUUCUUCCCACAGAAGAAUGAUGUUGAAGUCACUUAUGUUUGUCGAGUAGAACAUGAAGCUUUGGAGACCCCAUUGGAACAGUCUGUCCAUUGGCGGCCAGAAGUUACUCCUACAAUUCCAUCAAUUCCAGUGGUUCCUUGGACGUUGGGAGUCAUUCUUGCACUUGUGUGUGGAUUUAUCCUUGGAGCUGGAAUAGUAUGCUGUAUAUGUAAAGCCAAGAACAAUUCAGUUACAGGAAUGUCCAGUGAGAAAAUGCCUCUUCAAAAGAUGGAUAAAGAGAAAUCAGCUGAAGUCUCAAACCCCAAGAUAGGAGAGGACAGGAGUGGAUUACUACUUACAGAAGAGUUGGAAUAUGUGCAGGAACAGCGACCUCUUCAAAAGAAAGAUAAAGAGAAGAUUUUUAUCCAUGGAAUCUUCCUCAAGCUCUGA